UCUCUCUCUCUGUCAAAUAAAUAAAUAAAAUCUUUAAAAAAAAAUAAAACCGUCCCAUGGCUUUCUGUUAUGCCGUGAAUUAAACCCAGACCCCUUCUUUGAAGCCUUCGUUGCCCUUCCUGAUCUGAGCCUUGCUUACCAUUAGCCUCAUAUCCCCAUCUCCUUCCGUUUCCUGGGCAUGGUGGCUUUUUUUCCUGCUGCAUCCUGUUUCCAUCUUAAGCUUUUGUUCGUUUUCUGCGUUGUUAUUGCAGAAUGCCUUUCUCCCCCAACAUCUUUGCUCCAUCACCACUUUCUUAUAGUUUUGGUUUCAGCUCAGCUAUUGCUUUAGAUAGGACACCGUUCUGACCCAAACCAAAGCAGCACUUUGACUUCAUCACUUUCCUUUUUCGUCUUCUCACUAGCACUCCUUGUACCUGAAACUAUAUUAAUAUGUUUUCAGAAUUUCAGUCUGGAAUGUAAUUUCCCCCUAUGUCCUGAGCCCUUCGAAAGUAUCUGGUAUGUGGAAGGAAUGUUGUUGACUGACAGAUUUCAUAAGAAAAAAGAAUAAAGCGGUGCAUUUUGAAUGUUUCGUUUCCCUUGUAUAUUCCUGUUCUCCAUCAGGAAAUAGAGAAAAACGAUUCUAACUAGGGACCUUUCAUUUGUUUUAGCAGCAUUUCAAAGUGCUUUAAAUUCCUAGGACAUUAAACCUACCCCUACCGUGUUCAAAUAAGAGUACAAAAAAAAAAAAAAAAGCCCUUUGGAGGUAAAUUGUACGACUUGGGGAUAACCCAUUUCUUUUCUCCAUAUCUCAUACAGAAGAGUUGGCCAUGAGUUUUUUAUGAAUGUUAUGUGUUAUGUCAUAAAGGUUUACAUCAUCAACCAUAUCUGGAUUUAAAAUAUUCUGUUAUUAUGUAACAGUUUGCUUUGUGAAUGUAUUUAACUGGGAAUAGAGCCAAGUGUGUGAGCAGAUCCACCAUCAAACAUGGCUUCAAGCUUUUAACUGAUACUCCAACAUAUGAUAUCAUAAACAGAGGGCAGUCCUGUACUGUAUCGAAAUGUUAAUUCUUUAAGGGAGCGAAUGUCUGCCUUCCAGUCAGCUUUUCACUGCAUAAAGGAGAAUGAAAACAUGACCGACUGUCCUGGAUUCUCAGAGGCAGAAGGAGAGUUCAAGACCACAGGCUCGAACAAAAAGGAAGGUCUUGGUGAAUGUCAAGAGUCUGAGUUCCCUGCAAACUUAUCAUACAAACGUCGAAGGGUAUCCUCUCAGAGCAACUUUGAUGAAAAUCUAACUGAUGCAGUUAAUCUCCAGAUACUCAGUAGUGCCGUUUCUCAUAGUGCUGUUGAAACUGCUCCUGCAGAUUUUUCUGAGAAAUCUUUUGAAUCUGGUUUAACACACUCUGGAUAUUUAGUUGGAGAGUCUGUUUCACUUUCCGAGCUCACGGAGGCUUCAAGUGGAGUCAAGUUUGCUGAGUGUGUAGAGGGCAAAAGAUCGAGGGGUGCUGUUUCACUUGACAACUUUGCAGAAGUGAGCACAGACAACGCUCCCGAAGUCAGGUCGCCAGUCACUCCGUGGUGUAAGAGGGGCGUUCUGUCCCCUGAGACCUCUGUACUUCGUUCUGUGCUAAAGAAACCCUCUGUUAAGCUGUUUCCUGAAGGCCUGCAGGAACACUGUGACAAUCUCUGUGAUGAUGGGACUCAUCCAAGCUUAAUCUCAAAUCUUGCAAACUGUUGCAAAGAACAAAAAGCAGAAGGUCAAGAAAAUUGCAAAGUGCCAGCUUUUCUAAAUAUCAGGAAGAGGAAGAGAGUUACUUUUGGAGAGGAUCUAAGCCCUGAGGUGUUUGAUGAGUCUUUGCCAGCAAAUACUCCGUUGCGUAAAGGAGGAACACCUGUCCGCAGAAAGGAUUUAAGUAGUAUCAGUCCCCUGCUACUUGAGCAAUCACCAGUUCCUGUGCAGUUGCAGUUAUCACAACCAAAUUUUGAUGACAAGGGGGAGAAUCUUGAAAAUAUAGAACCUCUUCAGGUGUCAUUUGCAGUUCUGAGUCCUCUAAGUAAGUCUUCAGUCUCUGAGACUCUUUCAGGCACUGAUGACUUUAGCUCUUCAAAAAACCAUGAGAAAAUAGUUUCCCAUAAAGUUGGUAGAAUAACACGGGCCUCUAACAGAAGAAGUCAAUUGAUCACUUUCGCAGAAGAGAAUGUUUGCAACUUACUUAAUACAGAAGCCCAGCCAUGUAAAGAAAAGAAAAUUAAUAGGAGGAAAUCUCAGGAAAGGAAGCGCACAGGAAGAGUGCUUCCUAAAAAGAAUCAGGCUUUAAAAAGUUGCAGGAAGAAGAAAGCAAAGGGAAAGAAGAGCGUUCAGAAGUCCUUAUACGGGGAAAGAGACCUUGCUUCGAAGAAGCCGCUCCUCAGUCCAAUUCCUGAGCUUCCUGAGCUUUCGGAGAUAAUGCCUCCCACUCCAGGCGCCGGAAGGCUGUGUUCAGAUGAUUUCAACUCCAACGGUGAACUUGAAGAAGCAAAGCUUCCUAAAAGAAAGACUCUUUUGCCCCAGAACCCAGAAGAUUUGCAGAUGAAUCAAGGCUUUAAUAAAUAUGAUCUGUCUGCAUUCUGCGGCUCUUACACGAAAAGUUCCUUGUCACUUAUUAACGCUACUUUAGAUCAAGAUUUAAAUAUAAAUGCCGUGGCAACUAAUGAACAUAAAACUAUUCCAAAAGCAGAAAUUAAGUCGGAAGUUGAGAAUGGACUGAGAGCUGGCCCUGAGAGUGAAAGCGGUCAUGUUUCUUGUGCUCCUGUGACCGCAGAGUCCUUGGCAUCAGAUGAUGCAGAAUCCAGGGCUAUCCUGCCGUCCCGGGAAUUGGCUGCUGCCGGUCAAAAUGUGGAAAACCUUUUUCAAAUCUUUAAAAUUUCAGAAGAUGUAAACAUAAAGUAUGAAAAACAGGAUGACUUUUUAAUAGCUACAGAAGGAAAACUGCAGCCCAUGCAUUUAACGUCUGACCUACAAAAUGAAGAGGUCUUAAGUGACAACGUAAAAGAAAGUAAAAGCCCGGAGGGAAGAAACUCCCUAGAAGGUAAAAGUAGCACUGGUAUGAGUGGUGGAGAAAAGAAGCAUAGAAGACGCUCUACGUGUUAUUCCGACAGCCAGAGUUUAUAUUUGGAAAAAAAGGGCAAUCACAAACCUCCCUACAUUGUGAGUAGCUCUCUAGAAAUUGGUUUAGAAAAUUCUGAACUGUAUAAAGAUUUAUCGGCCUCCAUAGAGCAAACCUUCCAGAGAACAAAUAGCGAAACAAAAGUAAGACGUAGCACAAGGCUACGAAAAGAUUUGGAAGAUGAAGGGCUUGUAUGGAUUUCAGUUCCGUUUCCUUCCACGUCCUGCACUUCGCAAAGAGUGAAAAGGAGAACAAUAUGUACCGUUGACAGAGGAUUUGAAAGCCUGUCCCUCUCUCAAGAAACUGUGUCUUCUGGACAGAAACCGGGUCUGUCGCUGUCCGUAUCAGGUAAAGAAAACAGGGAGGGCCUUGCGGCCAAUUCUUCCAGUUUACCUGGAAAGAGGAGGAAGAGCCUCUGUACAUCUACACUCGCAAAUUCGAAAGAUACUACUCAGUCCAAGUGCUACAAAAGAAGAACCUCUCUCGGCCAGAAGGGAGAGAGCUCUUUCAAGGACUUCGAAACAGUCGGACAUGUCUGGGAACUAAAGCAGUGACUGGCAUUUUCUACAGAACGCGUGGCAGCAGAGAAGGUAACUGCCUGUGCUUAAAAGAUCCUUUCAUUCUGAUUCUCAUCAUUUGUUCAACUUUGCUGUUUUACAAGUUUCAAAUAAAAUCAUUUGAGUUGAACCUAUUUCUAAGUAGAAAUAAGUGAAUUUCUUCAUUCGAAAGGGAAACAUUCUAUUAAAAAUGUUCUUCUCUCCCCGAAUAGUACAUAUUUACUGAAGCUUUCACAUUAGUACAUGUUUACUGAAGCUUUAGAGGCUCUGUUGUAAAAAAAAAAAAACAAAAAAAAAACCCACCACCAUCUUCUAGAAUUGACUCAUUCUGCAUGAGAAGAGUUUAACAAACAACAUGGUAGAAUUAAUGUAAUUUUACAAAAAUUGAAGGGAAUACAAGGUUAAACACUGUUAGAAAAUGAGAAAAGAUGUGUUUUUAAAAUGCUGCCCCCCCCCAAAAAAAAACUGGUUAAAAAAUGUUAACAGGAAAGAUGGAAAUCAUAAGACUUGGUUUAAAGUUGAGAAGCUUUAAUGAUUUGCUUUGUCUCAAAUGAAAAUUGUGUAUUAAUAGGUUAAAAUCAAAACUUAAACAUGGCAUUUUGGAAAAUUUUUUCAAUAAUCAGAAUAUUAUAAAUCUAGCAUUAUAAAAUGAAUAUAUAGUUUAUAAAUAACUAAGGUGAAAGCAUUUUGUCCUUCAAACAAGAUUCUUACAUGCUUUGUGGGGUGGGAGGUGCAGGAUUGGUUUUUGGUGAAAACAGAGCAGUUUAGUUGAAUCAUCUUCCAGAUCAUUCCAAUUAGUCACAUUUAGGAUUUAUUCCAAGAAAUCCCAAAUUAGUAAUUUGGGAUUUAAUUCAUGGCUCUCCAUUUAAAAAUAAAAUUUUUUUAAAUCCAAAAACUCGUAAGAAAGGGCCCUGGAAAAUGAGUUUACUUAACACGAAGGUGGUGGUAGAUGGCUGAUUUUUUUUUUUUAACAUGGUCUUUUCCAGCAGUUCUCUUUAUUUCACAAUAUCAAGUACUGUCACUUGUUUCGGAUUUUCCAGUUACAUUUCAGCAGCGUCCUCUCCUAUCGCCGUUUUGAUGACGGCCAUUGGAAAAUCUAAAUUGCUAUAUAUAUGGAAUAUGUGAAUGCACAUAAAUCAUUGUAUCAUUAAACAAUUGUCUUUGAAAUCCUUUAAAUCAUUAAACUCUCCCUCUCCCUGAUAGCAGAAACAUGUUAACAAAUAGAGCUCUCUAUAAAUAACACAACAGGGAAGAAAGCUCCCGCUGAGCGCCCAUUUCCCCCGCCUCAGAUAGAGACUAUUUGUUACCUUCUUGGCACCAAUAGGUCUGGAACUCCUGCUGCUAAAGACUCAAUGUAUUUUACAUUAACGCUCAAAGUGAUCCCCAAUUUCUUCUGCUAAAGGGUGGAUUGUUUAAAAAAUUCUUUUAUCUUUACACGUAAAUUAUUUAUGGGCUUUUUUCUCCCCGUUUAUAGUUUGGUAUGGUUGGCAAAUCUCUACCACUGAAAACAAACCUCCCCCCCACCAAAACGAAGCUUUUGGGUUUGGGUAAUUUAAAAAGAAUAAAAACUUUCAGAAACAUGCGAUGUUCAGGGUUUUGUUUUUUAAAAGCUUUUGGUUCUCCUUUAAUGUGAAGGCUAAAACUACUGAUCGUUUUUUCUCCCCUUUUUGCUGUAUGAUGAUGUAUAAUCUCAGUUGUAUUUGAAUUUUAAGAAUUUCACAUGCUUAUUUUAUUAAGAUGUGCUAAUGAGGAUAAGAGAAACAUUUGAUCCGUGGGAUUUUUUGGCUGGACUUUUCAAAUGUAAAAUUGUUAUCUGGCAUCUCCAGUUAAAAAUGUAAACACUUGAUGCCUUUUGUUGGUUUCAGGAUGUGUGGGUUUAAAUGUUUCAUUGAUAUUUGUAAGUAACAAAUAGGCAGUUUUUCUAAAAAGAAGAGGUCCGAGAAAUCAAAGCAAUUUGGACAUAGCUUUAUCCACUGUCUCGUUUGUAUCCUAAGAUUUGUGAAAAGUUAAUUAUUUCUGUAUUUGAUCAUGCUUGCUUGUUUUUAGCUGUUUCUUUUCAUUAUUGGUUGAAUCAGAAACUGGGCUUCAGAAGAGUUUGCCCUUGCCUUAUCUUUUUUUCCUGCGGUAACCCUUGACAUUUUGCCUUACCAAGUCUGGGUAUCUUUUGUUGCUCCUGUAGAUGCUUGUUUGUUCCAGAAGAUGGCAGCAUGACAUCUGGAUACAUUACCUUAAGCCCGGACAGCUCUUCCUUGUUGCUGUGGGUGCUUCCCUUUAACUUGUAUUUUCACUCAUUUUUAUCACGAAAAUGAUAUGUGUCUGUUGGAAAAAGUAGAGAACGGUAUACAAUAGAAACUGUCUUCCUUCACCUCAUGGGAGCAUCCCGCAGCCACACCUGCCUCUUCCCAGCUUUCUAUGUAAACACUGUUAACAACUGGCCUGCGUCUUCCAGACCUUCGCCUGUGCAAACAUGUUUUCUAACGGGACCACUAUAAUGUGCCGUUCUGCCACUUAAUUUUUUUAUUCAACAAAAUACCAUGACUAAACUUCCAUGUUGUUAUGGGGAGCUCCUGUGCUCCUUCCAUCUUUUGAAUCCCUGCAUAGGGUUGUAUACCCUGCACAUCUAUAACUUCGUUAGCCGUCUCCUUACUAACGAAUGCUAGUUGUCUCCACUUCUUUGUGACUGAAAAUUAUGCCAUGCUGAGCUUGUGUGCACAUGUCCAUAAGAUAAAUUUCUUGAAAUUAAAAUUAAUUGGAUAUCAAGUUAUCCUCCACUGUUGAUACCUGAUACAGUUCUCUGGUAAAGAUUUUGUCAUGCAUCACCUUCAUUCAGCCUGUCACGUUCUUCUCCUGCCGCUUGAAUGCCACUUUGCUUCCGUUUCCUCUCGCUGCCCCCAGCUGGCUCUUGAGCUGUGGAAUCGAGUGUGGGGCUUAGACUUGGUGUGACACGGAGGAAAUGAGUAUUAAUGCCCAAUUCAUGCUUUAGAUUGAAAGAACUUUGUUUUUUCUGAAGUUAGGUAUAUUGAGGUGUAAUUAACUCUAGUAAACUGUACUGAAGUUUACCUUUUUAAAUGUACAGUGUGAAUUUUGGCAGUUGAUCCAGUUAUCUAAUGACUACCGCAGUUAUGUAAUAGAACAUUUCCAUCACCUCGGAGGACAUCCUGCCUCUUUGUGGUCAGUCCCCUCCCCCUAACCCCAACCCCUUGCAAUCACUUAGCAGAUUUCCGUCCUUCUAGAUUUGCCUAUUCUGCAACGUUGUAUAAAUUGAUAUAAGAGUUAGAGCCUUUUGUCUUUCUUGAAAUUUAUCAGAAUGCUUUGGAGAUUCAUCCGUUUCAUGUCAUAAGUAGUUCAUUCCUGUUUAUCGCCAAGUAGUAGUAUUCUGUUUUACGGAUGUACCAGGUUUCUUCACUCAUUCGCCAAUCGAUGUAUUGGUAUUUGGAUUGUUUGUUUUUUUUACUAUUACAAAUAAAGCUGCUAUAAACAUUCA
Molecule: messenger RNA, 7160 nt
Organism: Ailuropoda melanoleuca (giant panda)
Lineage: Eukaryota; Metazoa; Chordata; Mammalia; Carnivora; Ursidae
Gene: CDCA2
Product: cell division cycle associated 2
Exons: 12
Coding region: 1058-3673 (871 amino acids)
Biological process (GO): regulation of chromosome segregation; regulation of mitotic nuclear division
Cellular component (GO): chromosome; nucleus
Source: RefSeq, a predicted model, not a curated record